Molecule: messenger RNA, 798 nt
Organism: Dovyalis caffra
Lineage: Eukaryota; Viridiplantae; Streptophyta; Magnoliopsida; Malpighiales; Salicaceae
Source: the annotation of a GenBank genome assembly
AUGACCAGCCUGAGACAUCUGAAGAUAAAAAGCUGUACGAGACUUCCUCGCAUGCCAGAUGAUAUUGGGGAAUUGAUAAAUCUUCAGAGCUUGCUAAUAUUUAUAGUUGGCCAAACACGGCAGGCUGACAUUUUUUCAGUUACUAAGCCUACAGAAUCUCUUGAUGUUGACGAACAUAAGCUGAAUGGUAGCGUGAGAGGACCGAGAAGCCAAACAGGGUACCGUCAAAGUGCUGAAGAUGCAGAGGAACUACUUCGAACAAUAUUGAAGCCAAACUCCAGGAUAGAUAAGUUGUUCUUAAAUGGCUAUCCAGGAACUCAGUCUCUAGAUUGGAUGAAUUCAUUCACCCUCUGCAAUCUUAUAGUACUUGAAGAUUUUCCCAAGUUGAGAACCUCAGGCACAAAUCCGGUGGACAGAUUGGCUUGCGUGAACAAAUUAACUAUCAUCAACUGCCCAGUUUUGAUCACCAUGCCAUGGUUUCCAUUUCUUCAACAUGUAGAGGUGAGGAACUGCCCCCUAGUGAUGGUUGGAUUCGUAGCACAGCUACAAUCACUCUCCACUCUUGUCAUUGACAAUUUUCCGGAGUUACUCAAUAUAUCAAAAGCACUCAUGGAAAACAAUUUGCUUCUUUCGUCUUUGACAAUAUCCUCUUGUCCCAAACUUCAGUUCAUUGCCUGCAAAUUUUGGAGAACUCCAGAAUUUGAAGUUGAUAAAAAUUUUGUUGGUUUCAGGAUCGAGACUCUUUGCCACAUGUGGAUUCGAGAAUCUCACUUCUCUGGAGACCUUGGUGAUUAUUGA